Molecule: messenger RNA, 3716 nt
Organism: Brachypodium distachyon (stiff brome)
Lineage: Eukaryota; Viridiplantae; Streptophyta; Magnoliopsida; Poales; Poaceae
Product: glutamate receptor 3.4
Exons: 7
Coding region: 556-3333 (925 amino acids)
Cellular component (GO): plasma membrane
Molecular function (GO): glutamate-gated receptor activity
Source: RefSeq, a predicted model, not a curated record
AAGCCACUUUAUCCCCACGAGGCCACGAAUCCACGGUUGUCUCGUAACCGCUGUCACAGUCGCAGCCGCGGCCUCUUCAGACAUUUACCAGGAGAAUGGGUACAAAUAUCUUCCCCAAAUCAAGAAACCACAUUACUUUCCUCCUCGGGCACCAGGGUUCAGGUCCUUCAGGAAGACGAGGAAGCCAAUGAGGUUUCGUGUUGUUCAUACAGCAGCUCGCUUCGUCGCUCCCUUGAGCUUUGACUUCUGAUCGAGCCGCUGUCGCAGAUUUGCUGCGCCGCCAUUUCGUCCUGUGUGAGCAUAUCGUCGAAUGGCUGGUAGGCGGUCACCGCAGGACGAGCGCAGCUCAUUUUGUAGGACAAGAGAAAUCGAUGGACCUCAGGACCUGUUAGCAAUCCAUCACUGAGUUGUGUUAUCAGAAACCAAGAAACAGAACGGAUUUUCUGCCCCUUAAUUUCCCUUUGUUGAUGGAGAAUGGUCGUUUAGAUCGAGAAUACAGUAUUCACUUUAGCUUCUAGAGCUCCAGAGGCCACUGUGCUUUCUUGGUUAGUGGAGAUGAGUUCUUCUCACCUUGCUGCCCUGCUUCUCUGUGUCUGCAUCUUUGCUGGAGGAGGCAUAGCAGAUAGCCAGAGUGGCACCAAUGGCCUCUCAAGACCGACUGAGGUGCGCAUCGGUGCGCUGUUCACAUUUGAUUCGGUUAUCGGGAGGGCAGUGAAGCCAGCUAUCGAGCUCGCAAUUGCAGAUGUCAAUGCUGAUCCAAGUGUACUUUCUGGGACAAGAUUGAGUGUUCUUAUGCAGGACACUAAUUGCAGUGGCUUUGUUGGAACCAUCGAAGCAUUGCAGCUUCUGGCCAAGGAUGUCAUUGCUGUAUUAGGUCCACAAUCAUCAACAAUUGCUCAUGUCAUUUCUCAUGCUGUUAACGAACUCCAUGUCCCACUUAUCUCUUUCGCAGCCUCCGAUCCUACCCUUUCUUCCCUUGAAUACCCUUACUUUGUGAGGACUACGCUAAGUGAUUACUACCAAAUGGCUGCUGUAGCUAGCAUCAUCAGUCAGUACCAAUGGAGAGAAGUCAUCGCCAUCUAUGUUGAUGAUGACUAUGGUAGAGGUGGCAUCACAGCAUUAGGUGAUGCCCUUGCAAAAAGGAAGUCCAAGAUAGCCUACAAAGCAAAGUUGCCACCUGGUGCUGGAAGAAGUACAAUCCAGGAUAUCUUGAUGCGGGUGAAUGAAAUGGAGUCUCGUGUAUAUGUUGUCCAUGUGAACCCUGACUCUGGCCUUGCAGUCUUCUCAGCUGCAAAAUCUUUGGGGAUGAUGAGUAAUGGCUAUGUGUGGAUAGCAACAGACUGGCUUUCUGCAGUGAUAGAUUCAUCUAGGCAUGAUAAUCCUGACGCGAUGGAACAUACUCAGGGUGUUAUUAUGCUUCAGCAACAUGUUGCUGACUCUGACAUUCAGCAUUCCUUGCUGCGGAAACUGAACAAUCAGACUAGGGAAGGAAACCGUUCUAGCGUGAGUUCUUACACUGUGCAUGCUUAUGACUCUGUAUGGUUAGUUGCCCGUGCCAUUGAGCAGUUCCUGAGUGAAGGGAAUGCAGUAUCUUUUUCUGCGAACCAAAAUUUGCAACCUGUAAAAAGAAGUAGCCUUCAGUUAGAUUCUCUCCGGCGUUUCAACAAUGGAGAUAAAUUACUGGAGAAAGUGUGGCGUGCGAAUUUCACAGGAGUUUCUGGCCAAGUACAAUUUACAUUGGACAGGAAUUUGAUCCAUCCAGCUUAUGAUAUCCUGAAUAUUGGUGGUACAGGUUUUCGAACCAUUGGGUAUUGGUCAAACUUUUCUGGUCUAUCAGUUGUUGCUCCAGAAAACUUGCAUUCAGCACCACCGAACUCUUCAACCAACAAUAUACAGCUCCGUAGUGUUAUCUGGCCUGGUCAGACUGCUGAGAAACCCCGUGGUUGGGCAUUUCCAUAUCAUGGGAAGCCUCUAAGGAUUGGAGUCCCUCUUCGUACAAGUUACAAGGAGUUUGUGAUGCAAGACAAUGGACCUGAUGGGGUAAAGGGGUUUUCAGUUGAUGUUUUCAAAUCUGCAGUAAGCUUAUUGCCUUACCCCGUGGCAUUCAAUUUUGUUUUAUUUGGAGAUGGUUUGAAGAAUCCGAGCUACAGUGACCUUGUUCAAAAGGUUUCGGAAAAUUACUUUGAUGCUGCCAUAGGGGACAUUACUAUUGUGACGAAUAGAACAAGACUUGUUGAUUUUACCCAGCCGUAUACAGAAUCAGGUCUCAUUAUUGUAGCCCCUGCAAGGGAGAUUGAAUCAAAUGCUUGGGCCUUUCUGAAACCAUUCACGUUUCAAAUGUGGUGUGUUCUAGGUUUGCUCUUCCUCUUUGUGGGUGCAGUUGUUUGGAUACUUGAGCACCGCACUAACACUGAAUUUCGUGGAACCCCAAGGCAACAAAUUAUGACAGUAUGCUGGUUUAGUUUUUCUACCAUGUUUUUCGCACACAGAGAGAACACUUCUAGCGCACUUGGUAGAUUUGUGCUCCUUGUGUGGCUCUUUGUUGUGCUCAUUGUUAACUCGAGCUACACGGCAAGCUUGACAUCACUUCUCACAGUACAGGAGCUAACAUCAGGGGUUAAAGGUCUUGAUAGCUUGAUCUCUAGUUCAAGUCCAAUUGGCUAUCAAGUUGGAUCUUUUGCCAGAAACUAUCUUGUAGAUGAACUCAAUAUCGCUGACUCCCGUUUGGUGCCACUAAACAGCCCUUCUGAUUAUGCAAGAGCUCUAGAGCUAGGGUCAGGAAAUGGUGGCGUUGCUGCUAUAAUCGAUGAACUACCAUAUGUUGAGAUCUUCUUGUCAAAAUACUGCAAAUUCAAGACAGUUGGUCAGGUUUUCACAAAAGGCGGAUGGGGAUUUGCCUUUCCAAGAGAUUCCCCUCUUGCGGAGGACUUGUCGACGGCAAUCCUUGCACUAUCAGAGAAUGGCAACCUCCAAAGGAUCCACGAUGAAUGGUUAAGUGGGGAAGGAUGCAGCACAGAUGAUAUUGAGAUUGCCUCAAACUCCUUGAGCCUUUCUAGCUUCUGGGGCCUCUUUGUCAUCUGUGGUCUUACAUGUGCCAUUGCUCUCUUAAUUUUCUUCUGGCGAAUAUUUUUUCAGUACAGCAGGUAUAAUGACCAGGUUGAGCUUGGACCAGAGAUUGUAAGACGGACAGCAAGGUUAACUAGCAUAAAAUCAUUAAUCUCUUUUGUUGAUAAGAGGGAAGAGGAGGUGAAGAAUGCUCUCAAGAAAAAGCCUAAUGGCUCUCAGCAGACAAGAAUUGGCAGUACAGAAGAACAAUCUACAUCACCACUAUAAAUCUUCAUGGCCACAUGACUAACAUUGUCAGCAAAAUGUGUGGUCCUGCAGUUGAAAUGGCUGUUUCAGAAUCCGGUUCGUUCUGACUGCAAAAACCUGGCAGCCGCCAAAGCAGCUUCAGGAUAUUUUCUCUGAAACAUGAGACCAGCUUCCUAUUCAUGCCCAGCAACAACAAUUCUGAAUCUCCUUCAACACCGAUUUGUGGGGAGAAGUAGCAUUCGGUUGCAGCCACAACUUGUAUGGUUUUGCCUUUUUGUUUCGAAGUAACCUCUCACUGUCUCACAAGUUCCUUGUAGCUAGAAUCUGAAUCAUCUUCCAAAUAAGUUUGAGUUUGAAUCCUUGUUUGGUGUGGUAUGUGACUGCAUUGUGCUGAAGAAGCAGCA